Physcomitrium patens is the source of this 2182-nucleotide messenger RNA. NCBI's taxonomy places the organism in Eukaryota, Viridiplantae, Streptophyta, Bryopsida, Funariales, Funariaceae. The record is from RefSeq and is a predicted model, not a curated record.
AAGCGGGUAGCUUGAUUGUGACGCUUCUAUCUUCAAAAAUACCAGAGGUAUUUUAAAAUUCCCGCCCAAAUAAUCUACAGGUUUUGAAUUAGCAAGACUUCCCCGCCUGCCAAGAUUUGGAAACCAGGUCUCGAGAGCACGUUCUUCAUCGUUGUGAAGAACUGAGAAUUAGGUAUUUAUAAGUAGUUCCCGCCAUCCGUCAACAUCAUUGUGUAGAGCUCUUUUGUCUCGUCGGGUCUCUAGAACGUCUUUCGGUUAGGGGUUUGUGCUUUUGUAAUUUCUGCUUGUGUUCGCCAUGUCGGGCCGCGGGAAGGGAGGUAAGGGCCUUGGCAAAGGUGGCGCCAAGCGGCAUAGGAAGGUGCUGCGUGAUAAUAUCCAGGGAAUAACGAAGCCUGCUAUUCGGCGUCUCGCUCGUCGUGGUGGAGUGAAGCGGAUCAGCGGUUUGAUAUACGAGGAGACUCGAGGCGUACUGAAGAUCUUCUUGGAAAACGUUAUCAGGGAUGCUGUGACGUACACUGAGCAUGCUCGGCGCAAGACUGUGACUGCGAUGGACGUCGUGUAUGCGUUGAAGAGGCAGGGACGCACCUUGUACGGGUUUGGAGGUUAAUUCAAGUGGAAAAUAUCGGACUAAUAAUACUUACGGUGUUCUUGAACACCACCAUUUCGAGCGAAUUUUACAUCUCCGAAGUGUAGACAUUUUCUGUGAUUAUGGUCUUUAAGUUGCACAAAACGAAGUGCUUCUGUUACAAUCCUCUGGUUGGCUUAACUGUACCCUGAUAAUCGUGUGCCUACGUCGUUCUCUGUGAAGUUGAUGUCGUCCUGCCUGAGCUACUCCUCCUAGGGUUACGGGCCGUUUCUCUGUCAUAGGUUGUUGUCUUGUACUCCUGGCUGGAGUACUCGACCUCUCUUUCCUGUCUAUCGGUCUUCGAGCAGUCGGAGCUCUAUGUCGGACGGUAACGGUUGUGUCUUGACUUGGUCCUCGUACAGUUGCCUAAGUUUUUCAUCACUUCUGAAUUCUUCUUUAAAAUUACAUAUGCGUUAUCGUUUUGAAAGGAUGCAGUAGAGCAUUAACCAGGUGAUGGUGAAAUCAUGUUUUCAUUUCGAAAACUAGUCAACUGAACACUAGAUCCUGAAAUAUAUUGAAUUCUACUACAUGUUCGGAGACAUUAGUUUGAAAACAUCUCAAUUAAGGUAAAGAAGGAUAUGUAGUCCGGUCGAACAUUUCCAACGGCGACGAAACCUUCUUAUCCCUCUUUCGAGAGUCUUGAUAAGGAAGGGACGUGAGAACGAUGCGGUGAGUUAGAGGUGCAGUAGGAACGGGGACUGAUGAGAGAAGCGGGUGGGAGUGGGGCGUCCGAUGAUAUCGGCUGCUGUGGGGAUGAAAGUUGUGAGGCUGUAUCUCUUACAGUAGAGACAAUCUUAUAAGCUGGAGCUGUAUUUGAAAACGUAGAUGGUACAGUAGUCGCUUGCCACGCGAAAGGCAGAGGGUUUGUCAGCUUAUUACUUUGGAACUUAUACAGCGUCUGUGUCUAGGGCACCCGUUUAGAAAGCGGGAGGUCCUGAGAUCAACUCUCGGUGGAAGUAAUAAUUUAUCUGUUGUCGCCCAGGGAUGCAGGUCCAUCUUCCCCCGCAUGCACUUCCUCCCUCCGUUGGAUGAAUCUUCCCUGCCAAGUCUCACUUCACCGAUCUGUCUCGUCCUUUACCUGCCUCUCCCUCUAUCGCAUCUGUUUUUGCCGCUCCCUCACUCCCCCUCCUUCUCUUUCCCGCGUUCUCACCCACAUUCCAUCGUCUCCACGCACCGCAUUUUCCCCUUAUUGCAUGCUCUCCUCUGCACGUCGAGGUGGUGACUGGAAAACGCACUAGGGAUCAAAUAUUCUUAAGAAAUUCUCUGUUUUGAAGAGUGAAUGCAUGACUGCCAGUACUUGUUCUCAAGUUCCAGGUAUUUGUGUUUUUUCAUGAUUCAUGAAGGCAUGUAGGAUAAAAGCCAACAAUUAUUCAGAGUUAAAAAAUAAUUGUUGGAUUUUAUUUUAAUUAUUAAUUUUUUUAUCAUUUGAUUUUUUUCUUCUUUGGCCUCGUUUGUUUCUUUUCUUUUUACUCUUUUCCCAUUUUUGAUUUCCUGCGUACCCACCUUGUUAUGGUUCUUUCAUUCAUGAUAUGAUUAAAGUUAAGCACUCCAAACUUA